Kockovaella imperatae is the source of this 3180-nucleotide messenger RNA. RefSeq names its product exocyst complex component Sec10-domain-containing protein. NCBI's taxonomy places the organism in Eukaryota, Fungi, Basidiomycota, Tremellomycetes, Tremellales, Cuniculitremaceae. The transcript has 12 exons. Bases 1 to 3180 code for a protein of 1059 amino acids. Gene Ontology annotation, cellular component: cytoplasm; exocyst. Gene Ontology annotation, biological process: Golgi to plasma membrane transport; exocytosis. The record is from RefSeq and is a predicted model, not a curated record.
AUGGCCUCGCCGGUCUCGCCUCCAAAGCGUCCGGCGAAGCGCCAGAUGGUUCCCUUGACCGAGGGCAUGGCAUCACCUCUGCGACCAAAGGCUGAUCCAGUCAUCGAGAAGGCCCUUCAGCUUUCGACCUUUGAGUCCAACUAUUCCACCGAGGAUUUUAUCGGGACUCUCAGUGAGAAUGUCGUCGCGGAGAGCAAAGCCAGCUCUGGUCCAUUUGAUCCUCGACCAUUCAUCUCCGUCUUUUCCCCAGCAUUAGAUUCGUUGCUGAGUUUAAGGCAACAAGUUGCUGAGCGGACGCGAAAAAUGGAAAGCGAUGUGAGGAGAGCAGAAAGAGAGUAUGGAAAGAGGCUGAGAGAACUCGACGGAGGAUUCGAGGCCAUUGGGAGCUCUUUCUCUAAUCUUGAGAGCAAAAUCACCGACGUCAGCCGAACGGCUGUUCGCAUAGGUGAACAGCUGGACGCCCUUCAUCAAACUCGAUCCACGGCUCAGUCUACGUCCCUUUUGGUAUCCUACUACCUUGCCCUCGUUCAUCAUACCUCAUACACACAUGAAGCGGGGGACCCCAAGGCACCCGCACAUCCACUCGAAGCUCUGUUCGAGACCCGGACAUCUCGCGAAGGUCGGACGAGGCUCUCCAUCAUUCUCAGAAGGCUCAUGGCUGUGGCGAAAGAUAUGGCGGACAAUGCAGCGACUGCCGUUUCCGAAGCUGAAGGCGCUAAAGAGGGAGAAUCCAUACCUGCCAAACGGAUAGGCAGGCUGAGAUCCGAAAAGGAAAAGGCAGAGAGAGUUCGAGACGAGGUGGAGAGAUACUGCGAGCGGUUUGAGAAGGAAGUUUUGAGGUUGUUCGACAGAAGCUACAGAAAAGGUGAUCCAAGGAUGAUGGCGCACUGCGCCAGAACCCUGCAGGAUUUUAAUGGAGGUGCAUCUUGCGUUCAGAUCUAUGUCAAUCAACAUGACUUUUUCAUGUCGAAGGAUCGGGUACUGGAAGAGGCGGAGAAGCAGAAAGGGAAGGCGAACGGGGAUUAUGUGGACAUCUGGGAGACCAUUGGGGAUCCCGAUGCAUCCGCGCCUCUCACUGAACCUGGCACGAAGGCUCUGUUCAAAGAAAUCAGAAUCACAGUCAGUCAAGAAGCUCAGAUUGUGAAGGCUGUAUUCCCCGACCCCAUUUCCGUAAUGAAGGUUUUCAUUCAAAGAGUAUUUGCUCAGGUCGUCGAGCAACACCUCGAGGCCCUUGUGUCUCGUGCCACUGCUAUUUCGACUCUCGCCGUUCUUCGAGUACUGAACGUUACUCAUUCCCUAUGCUCUGCUCUGGUAGAAGAUCUCAAGGCCUAUGACGCUGCCCUCUUCGACCCCGCAUCUCGGAUCGCAUCCACAACGACGGGAACAGUCUCAGCCAUGUUAGAUCAUGUGAUCGAGGGGAUGUUUGUACCCUGGUUAGAGGGGCAGAAAUACAUGGAGAGCGAGAGCAAGAACUUGGUCGAGUUGUAUGCUGGAUUACUGAGUCGUUUUACCCGGUAUCACGAGACCGUCCUCAAGGCCAAGCCAAAUUCUCUCCUGGACAAGGUCGUGCAUCAACUGUCUAGCAGUAAUUCGAAGGAUGGGGCCUCGUCCACGGCGUCCGCGGCCGCUGCUGCCAUCUCGAAAUACGCCAAUGUGUUCACUUCCUCCGCCACAUCCUACGGUCAAGCAGCCGCAGCUCGCGUUGCCUCUCCAGCAAUGGGUGCCAGUCCCAAGAACGUCACUUCGCCAAUGAUGAACAAGACGGCAGUCCCGCCCCAUCUAACCAUCUCCAUCAACACUCCCAGCCGACCGUCAUCUCCGGCUCUUAAUUCGGGUGCCAUGAGUCCGAUUGGGAGACCUGGUCUGUCGCGUAAUAAUAGUGUUCGAGGUGAUCUAGUGAAUAAGGGAUUAGAGGAGAAGGUCUGGGCGACGGAUGGUGUGCUUACGCUGGCUAUGGCGGAACGCAUGCUGAAAUGGCAUGCGGAGGCCGUUGGGCGAGUGGUAGAAUUAUGUCCGGCGAGCGAUGUUGCUAAGAACGCGUUUGCGCUGUUCAAAGUUCUAGCUGAGGCGAUCUGUCGCUCUUUGAUCGAGACCGCUCUGGAUUCCGCUGUGGCACUACUUGAAAACCAAGACAGCAAAGCGGAACCGGACCUCACUGUCAUGGGUGUGCUUAAGCCCGCCGACCUGAUAUGCCAAGUCUGGCAACGGUACACGACAACGGCAUUGUUCCCCUUGACGGCAUCUUCAGCUGUGAUUCGGAGAGAGAUGGGUCAGUCCAAUACACAUCAUAUCGUCAGGCUAGAGGGCAAGAUCAACAGCGUGAUCCAAAAGUCUCUAGACAGCAUGAUGACUUGGUUGAGUUUCCUUUUGACCAAACAGAAGAAAAACGAUUACAAGCCGAAAGAUGACGAUCUGUCUUUCGCUCGAACUAUCACGGAGCCUUGCGAAUUGUCUUGUCAAUUCCUGGAAACAGUCAAAGAUGCCGCUUUUGAAGGCUUGAGCGGGAAAAACAUCGAGUCGUUCUUGAUGGAGGUUGGAGUCGCGUUUCAUGCUCUUCUCCUUGAGCACUACAAAAAGUUCCCCGUCAAUCCUACGGGUGGUCUGAUGCUCACAAAGGAUCUUGCAUCGUAUCAAGAGGUCAUUGCGACAUUUGGCCUUCCGGCUCUCAACUAUCGAUUCGAGAUGCUCAGACAACUUGGCAACUCGUUCAUCGUCCAGCCCAAUGUCCUCAAGUCGUAUCUUACUGAAGGGCACCUAGGUCGAAUCGAAUCCCGACUUCUUCGACCUUACCUUGCCCAGCGAUCCGAUUGGAAUAGUUUCAACAAGACAUUAGUUCUAGAUGACGGUCUUCCUGCGGCUGCACCCGGACCAGAGACGCAGACCUCGCAAACCAAUGGUAACGGCAUCUAUGGAGCAAGUGGGUCAGGAACAGGAUCGGGAAAUGCCAAUCGAGGCAUGUUCAAAGGUUCCAGAUUCAGUGCCAUGUCUGGAGUGGCCGGUGCGGGAAUGGGCAAAUUGAAAGAAUUGCUCAAGGAAUUUGAGGCGUACACGCCUGAAGAAUUAGAGGCUAUUCGAAAGAGUGAAGCUGAACGAGCGGCUAGACUCAAAGCGAAUCCAGAGCUGGCGAGGAGUCAAGCCUUAUUUGCAUCGCAGCAACCUGUAUAUUUCGGAUUGCACUAG